Messenger RNA from Exophiala bonariae, 945 nucleotides. RefSeq lists its product as uncharacterized. The coding region runs from base 1 to 945 and encodes 314 amino acids. Gene Ontology annotation, molecular function: protein binding. The record is from RefSeq and is a predicted model, not a curated record. NCBI's taxonomy places the organism in Eukaryota, Fungi, Ascomycota, Eurotiomycetes, Chaetothyriales, Herpotrichiellaceae. The transcript has 3 exons.
AUGACUGGACGACCCAGUGCCCCUCCUCAAGUCCGACAUUCACCUCGGGCCAUAACAUCCCAGACGGCUAUCAAUGGCGGCCCUCAUGAUAAUGACCCUCGUGCUCUAGCACCUCCCUCUGGGCUCUCUCUCCAACAAAGCGAGACCUCGAGAUCAGCUCUAUCCACACCAAGACAAUCAGUUAAUCACAGGUCACGACAAGACCCUGCUUCACUAACAGAGCACUACAAUCUGCCCCUCCAACCAACCAAAUCAUGGGUCAGCUCUGACAGAACAUGGACGAGGGCACAACUUGAGAGGGAGCGGUACGAGUUCUUCGAAACCAGAGUUGCCGGUAGGAAGGAGGUCUGGGCUGCGCUGAGACAGGUCCUUGAAUGCUUACGAGAAGGUGAUAUGGCAGAUGCACAAGGUAUACUCGAUGCUUUGGGUGUGACGCUGCCAACUGGACAAAUCGAGUCGGGUGCCUAUGACGAAGCCGGCAAUCUGUAUAAAAUACCUGAGGCUGUCAUUUCAGACCCGACCAAUAUUGUGGAGGAUUCCAACGACAUUGACAGCCAAACGGUGACAGGAACAAACGACAUGGAUGCAAUUGAUGCCAAACUUGAAGCCGCUGAAGGGGGAAAUGUCAGCUUUGGAAACGACGACUCUAAUGGAGAAAAGGUCAAAGAAGCAAAAGGCAAGGCGGCGGUUGAAAGAGACGCGUUGAAAGUCAAGUGCAGACUUAGUGACCGUGGAGGCCCAGAUGUCAUUGUGCUCUUGGGUAGGACUCAAAGGGUGGGUGCUCUCGGUCAACGAAUCCGUGAUGAAACUGAGGUGCCGGCUAAAGCCAAAAUAAAAAUGGCCUACCUAGGUAAAAUCCUAGACGACAAGCUCACGCUUAUUGAACAAGGCUGGAAAGAAGGCCAUGUUUUGAAUGCACUUAUUGUGGGUAGAUUCAACAGUUGA